GCUUCUCCGGGCCUUGCUGUUACCACUUCAAACCCUAUUCAUAUAACAAAAAGAUUGGCAUUCUGUAGAUUUAUUUCGUUUAGAUAUUUCAUCUUAAACAUUUACAGUAUAAAGAAAAUGAUUAAUUAACGCUAAGUAGAAAUGUGGCCUGCGUUAUUGCACCAAAUGACGCUUUGAGGAAACGCUCCAGACGCACGGCUAUUAAAACGACAUUAAAAUGAACAGCGCAAUGAUUGGAAAAGGAUAGAAAAGACCAUGAUGUGCUGCUGUGUAACCGGAGACGAGUCACUAGCAGCGGACAGCGUCAGUCCCUGGAGGCCUUGAACUUCUGAAGCCUGAUCCCUGUUAUGACAAAACCCAACCAAUCGUUUCCCAGCUUUGCCAUAAUCAUACGAGCCUAAUUGUACUCAUUGAUGACGCUGUGAGUGCACACAUUGAUUGGUAAUGGCCCUCAGAUGAUAGCGGUGUGCGUCUGCGGUUCAAAAGAGUAAAGUUUGGGUUGAAAAACUUGAAAGAAGAGAAAGAAAAGAAGAGGGGGAUGGGUGGGAGCUUAUAGAUGCAGGCAGGUGGGAUAGGGUCUGACGAGGAACUGUACUAUUAUAUUCCGGGAGGGAGGCAUGAUGACGUCUACUGCAUCCUUAAUGUGACUUAUCGGGGGAGGGCGGAGGGGAGAUAAAAAUCCAAGGCAAUCACAGCACAGGACAAAAGUUUCGAGCGAGCGAUAUGAAGACGCACGCAUCAAGAGCAGGGUGUUUUUGGUGACUUUUUCGGAAGACGUUUUAUUCUUCCCCAACGUGCGCGCACUUGUCUUCUCUUUUUCUUUCUUUCUUUCACUGACUGAGUCCAAAGUGAGAUAGACGCGGAACAGAGGGGAACAUAAAGCAGAGUCAACGCGGCGCUCCAGUCAAAGAGGAGAUAGAAGUCCUCUCUCGACAGACACGCCCGGACCCUGCCUUCCCUCUUCCUCCCACAUCCUCUGCCUCCUUUCCAGUAACAGCAGCAGCAUCAGCAGCAGCAGCCAGUAGAAGCACCACGCGCCUCCUGUUCUCCCUGUCUUCUUCAAAUAGCAUGGCCAGUUCGAGUAAAGCGACUUUAAUCUUACUCAUCUACGGAAUCUUAGUGCACUACAGCGUCUUCUGCACACCCCUUGGACUAAGUUACCCUAAAAUCAGACUUGACAACGACGCCUUCGAUGAAGACGGCAACACAUUACCGGACAUGGGUUUUGACACUGACCAAAUAGCGAUACGCAGCCCGGACGAGUCGUAUACCCUGUACUACCCACCAGACAAGAGAUCAGAAAGGCAUGCUGAGGAGGAAUUAGAUAGAGCCUUGAGGGACAUCCUGGGUCAGUUAACAGCGAGACAUUAUCUGCAUUCGCUGAUGACAAUACGCGCAGGCGAGGACAACAGCGUGGAGGACGAGUCGGAGCCCCUUUCCAAGAGACACUCGGAUGGCAUCUUCACCGACAGCUACAGCCGUUAUAGGAAGCAAAUGGCCGUGCAGAAAUACCUGGCAGCGGUUCUGGGCAGAAGGUACAGACAGAGAGUUAGGAACAAGGGACGGCGGGGGCUGGCCUAUUUGUAGCGUCUUUUUUUGCGAGAACGCGCCCCAAACUGCCCAACUGUGUAAAUACAUCGAGUCGUUAUAAAAAUUCAUCCACCUAUAUCUGCCAACCAGUGGAUUGCGCCUGUGUUCUUUCAACAUGUAUUUAUGUAUGAAGUAAAGCCAUUAAAAUCAAUAUUUUAUUAAUAAUAUCGUUUUUUUUUUUCUUUUUGUACUGGAGCACUUCUUGAGACAUAAUCUACACAGUUGUGGACCAAUAUUUUAUUUUCAUGUCAAGAUGUUAAAGAAAAUGAGAAAAAAGCUUAAAAAGAAAAGAGAUUUAAAUGUGCACCUUCAACAUUAUGCGCUUGAAAUCUUUAAAAGUCAUCUACAUAUGCAGAAAAUAAAUAGAUUUUAAAAGACAAUCAAAGUAUUGAAUGUUAUACUUAUUUUUGUAAGCUAUUUUUUUAGUGUUGUUUAUUUUGUUUUCAAACAGGCCCAAAGAAGCAGUGAGCAUGCUCUGUAAACCGAGGCUUAUUCCAUAUAAAUUAUAAAUGUUUUAUUCCCGAUUGGUGAGCUAUGUGGCAUCGAUGUAGGCCUUAUUUGGUGGCAAAAAUAGAAAAAAAUAAAAUAAAAAAUAGCCUAAUCUAUCUUUAAAACUGUCAUUGUGGGGGCAGAUGUUACAGAGAUGUGCUCACUCGCCUCAAAAAAGUGUACGGAAAAUGCAUCCAUAAAGAGAGUUGUGUUUAUUGUGUACAGAAGAGAAAACUACAAAUCCCAGUGUUGCCUGCUCAGUCCACAGUUUCAUUCAGAAAAAUGGGGGCAAACUCUUGAGCGCAGACUGCACCAGUACGACAUAGACAAGAGGACUAUUAUAUCGGCUUAUUCAUCCUUAAUGGUGCAUGUAAAGGCUGACUUUUGCUUUAGAAAUUGCAUGACGCACAUUGUGCUAUAUAGAGAGUUUUAUUUCGGCUUAUGCUUUAAGCCUAAUUUUGCACCACAGCGCCUCCUUCUAAGGUAAAGGAGAUUCAAUGUGGUGAUGACUGGUAUUGCACUGACUUGUUGACACUGGACGCCCUUAUCCUGUAUUUUUUUUAAUCCAAUUGCCUUUGUCUCCUGUAGUCGUAACAGUAGUAUUAGUAGUGGCUAUUUGAUUUUUUUUUUUUUUUCGCUUCAAGAUGGCCAUGCUAAAGUAGUUAUUAUGUAGUUACUUUUCAGUUAGCCUUGACAGUGCCGUAGUUGGUUUUGUGUUGGAUGUCUGUUGAGAGCGUGUCGUGAGGAUGUGACAAAUAGGUGGGAGAUUUGUGAGGAAAGAAUUGAAGAUAAGAGAGAUAAGAGUUUAAGUCAUUGUGUGUUCGUUUAUGUAGGAGAGUAAGAGGCAGGGAUAGACCAUAUAACAUGAGGGUCAAUGAGCCUGACAGUGGAUAUCAGGCGUUGAAUUCCCCCAUCUUUGUCAGUUGGAAGUUGGAGGCCAUCUACACGAAUGCAGUUUUAUUCAACACAUUGCAUCGUUUUGGCAUUAUUAGCACCUAAAGCUAAUAAUGAACUUGCAUUCAUUGUAGUUUGUCACCUUAUUUCCUCAACAUAUUUUUGGAUUAAAAAUAUGUUAGGAUGAAUUUAGUACCGCAUUUUCUUGUGGAUCUUAUGAAAUUAUUAGUAAUUGAAGCUAAUAAUGAUCUUGCCAUUUAUGGUUUUAUUUUUCGUUCAUUUUUCAUUUUCACAAGUCACAACUGCAAAUGUAUUUUUUUAAAUUCUUUUGCUGUUCCUGCAUCCAAACUUAUCCGAGCAUUCAAGAUGGCCAAUAUGCUACCACAUACUAGCCAUGCACAAUGCUGGUUUAUCGUUUACUUUACUUACUUUUUACAUUUUGCCUUUUCCCUUCUGAUGUCACCUCUGCAAAUCAUACCUUCUCAAUGAUUUGCAUAGUCAUUUGGCAUAUGUUUUUUAUGCUAAAUGCCCUUUUUGAUCAUGCAUCAUUCAACAUUUGUCUUGGCUUGGGCCUGGCACAAAUGGUUAAUCUCUUUUUUUUCAUUUAAAUGCUAUGUACCAAAAUAUUUUUUUAAGUACAAAAUGCAUUAGUGUGGACAAACCCUAUAAGAUGGCGCCUUAAUGGACGUGUAGCCUGAUGUAGAUGUAGAUUGUUUAAUUUUUAGAUGCUGAUUUGGAAUAGAUGUGCUUAGUGUAGAUGUUGCUGACUGUAAGCAAAGACUAAACGGAUUUUCACAGCCCUCCAGCCCAGAGAGACCUACCUAUUGACUUUUAUUAGACCGAUAUCUUAUGAAUUUAUUCAACAUUAUGCAAAUAUCAUUUUAUGCAUCCUUUGCAAUCCAAUCUUUGGCCUGCAUCCCUCUUUUUCAUACAAAACUAUAAAUACUUCAAAUUGGGCUUUUCUUCCUACAGGCUUUGUGCGAGAGUGAUAUCAAUGUAGGUGUUUUGCAAAUAUCUGUAUCCGUGUGUUUGUUUGUGUGAAUGAGAAUCAAAACGUGGAGGUGGUGGAAACAGCUUUUGGCUUCGGUGCCUUGCUUCGACGUGAAAAAAAAAACGUACAAAAAAAAAAAAAAAAAAAAAAUUCGCCACAAGUGACAGAUGGCAAUUUUAGUGGCCCUACGAUGCUGCAGUCCAUGAGCUUACAUUCAAACGUCCUUUUUUAUUGUUAAAUCGCUUGGCUUGGUCCACCCCGACAGUAGUAGUAAUUAGGCUUUCUUUUUAAAGCAUGGCCAAUACUUUAUAGUGAGUAAAAUAUUCUUAAAAUGGCUAGAAUGUAUAUGUUGAAGGAGCAGGCAAUGUAUGUGUGUGUGUGCAUGGGGUGUUCAGUGUCUGUGGGAGUUGUGAACAAACACCAGUGGUAUUAUAAAUGUUGACUAUAUGAGGUGUUGUUUCUUUGAUAUUGGUCAGUACAUUAUAAAGAAAAUAGCCCCUUAUAUAACUUAUACUUUCUCAUGUACAUCACUAUCCAAAAGUACAAGGGUUACAGAACCGUGACGGAGAUGUUGUUCCGCUCAUAGAAAAUGCCUGUUGUUGAUAUUUCUGAAAGCGCCAAACGCCUUACUUUAAAUGUUGACUCUUCUCUUCUCUAUCUGCAAAACUCUGUGUUUUCAAAGUGAACCUUAGUACAAGUGGCAUCAUUCUACACACAGGAAUCCUUUAUGGGGUUUUACGUUUCUCAAUGUCAUGAAAGUGUUGUAAGAUUUGUAUGAAUAAAUUUUUGUAAACAACA
Molecule: messenger RNA, 4762 nt
Organism: Periophthalmus magnuspinnatus
Lineage: Eukaryota; Metazoa; Chordata; Actinopteri; Gobiiformes; Gobiidae
Gene: adcyap1b
Product: adenylate cyclase activating polypeptide 1b
Exons: 5
Coding region: 1069-1587 (172 amino acids)
Biological process (GO): adenylate cyclase-activating G protein-coupled receptor signaling pathway; positive regulation of ERK1 and ERK2 cascade; neuropeptide signaling pathway
Cellular component (GO): neuron projection; perikaryon; extracellular region
Molecular function (GO): neuropeptide hormone activity; pituitary adenylate cyclase activating polypeptide activity; peptide hormone receptor binding
Source: RefSeq, a predicted model, not a curated record